Messenger RNA from Condylura cristata (star-nosed mole), 9660 nucleotides. It is a transcript of the gene TRIP11, whose product is annotated as thyroid hormone receptor interactor 11. Lineage: Eukaryota; Metazoa; Chordata; Mammalia; Eulipotyphla; Talpidae. The record is from RefSeq and is a predicted model, not a curated record. Gene Ontology annotation, molecular function: small GTPase binding. Gene Ontology annotation, biological process: endoplasmic reticulum to Golgi vesicle-mediated transport; Golgi organization. Gene Ontology annotation, cellular component: Golgi apparatus.
GAGGGCCGGCUCUGCCCAAGACGCAGGCACGGCCGGUCGUGAGCGUCACGUCGCUCCGGGUGCUGUUCGCCUCGAGGUCAAAGCCAGCGAGCGACGUGGAAGCGACCUUGCCCCGGGCUGGUAGCUGCGGGCGCGUCGGCCGCCUCCGCGCUCCUCCGCGCUCCCAGGUUCCCUUGCGUGAAGGCCACGUCCGGCGGCUCCGCAAGGCCCUUCUACACCGCCGCGCCGCCUCUCUAUGAUCCGUCGCCGCGUUCCAGGUUGGGUGUCAUGGCGGCCGGCGUCGAGUUGGCAGGAGUUGCCCACGGAGCUGGGGAAAGUCACUAAAACAGAGGAAGAAGUGGCCCAACCCGGACGGUGGGAAGUCGGGGGAAUGAGCCGAGACCUUGCGGCGGUGACUGUGUCACUGGAGGCGGGCUCCUGGUAAAGUCCCAGCCCGGGCCUUGCGUUUGUAGGCAGAGCCCGGCAGUCGGUGGGAGCCCCCAGAAGCCGGAGUUGCCCGGGGACCGCUCCUCGAGACGUCGAAUCCUCAGUGUCUGGAUUUGGACUAGUUACGCGGAGGCAGCGGUUGGAGGACAUUUAGGGGGGUUGUCCGACUACGGUGGACAACGGCUUUUCUCGGAGCGGACCGGUCGCUCUCUAACCCGCAGCGAUGUCGUCUUGGCUCGGGGGCCUCGGCUCCGGCUUGGGCCAGUCCCUGGGUCAAGUCGGGGGCAGCCUGGCGUCCCUCACUGGCCAGAUUUCAAACUUCACCAAGGAUAUGCUGAUGGAGGACACGGAGGAAGUGGCAGCACAGUUACCUAAUUCUGAGAGAAAGGAUAUUGAAGCCAGUCAUGCAAUCUUACGAUCAGAGAAUGAGAGGCUUAAACAACUUGUUACUGAUCUAGAAGAAAAGCAUGAAGCAUCAGAGCUUCAAAUAAAGCAACAAUCCACAAGUUACCGGAAUGAGCUACAACAGAAAGAGGUAGAAAUCAGCCAUCUAAAAGCAAGACAGAUUGCACUACAGGAUCAAUUACUGAAGCUGCAGUCAGUUACUCAGUCAGUAAAUUCAGGGGUGAGCAGCACACCAGCCACUGCAUCAUCUUCAUUCGGCUAUGGUGUGAGUCAUCAUGCAUCAGCUUUCCACGACGAUGACAUGGACUUUGGUGAUGUAAUCUCAUCACAACAGGAAAUAAAUAGAUUGUCAAAUGAAGUUUCAAGACUCGAGUCUGAAGUUAGUCAUUGGAGGCAUAUUGCUCAGACUUCCAAAGCACAAGGAUCAAAUAACUCUGAUCAAAGUGAAAUCUACAAAUUGCAAAAUAUCAUUAAGGAACUUAAACAGACUCGAAGUCAGGAAAUUGAUGACCAUCAGCAUGAAAUGUCAGUAUUACAGAAUGCACAGCAACACAAACUAACAGAAAUAAGUCGUCGGCAUCGAGAAGAGUUACGAGACUAUGAAGAAAGAAUUGAAGAAUUGGAAAAUCUGUUACAGAAAGCUGACUCAGGAACUACAGUAACUGAUCACUCUAAAAUCCAUGAGAUGCACAAUACUAUUCAAGUUCUACAAACUGAAAAAGUUGAAUCUACAAGAAAGUUGGAACUUGAGGAUAAAAUAAAAGACAUAAGUAAAAAAUUAUCUUCUGCAGAAAAUGACAGAGAUGUUUUGAGGAAGGAACAAGAACGACUAAGUGUGGAAAACAAACACAUGACUGAAGAAUGUGAAAGCUUAAAACUGGAAUGUAGUAAAUUGCAGGAGUAUGCUGUGAAGCAGAGUGAAGCUGUGGCAGAGGGGGAGGGCAGCCUUCCUCAGGGGGUACCAGUGGAAGAACUGUUGAGACUGCAGCGAGCACUGUCUGAUGCUGAAAAUGAAAUAAUGAGAUUGAGUAAUUUAAACCAGGGUAACAAUCUCGCUGAAGACAAUCUGAAACUUAAAAUGCAUGUUCAAGUUUUAGAAAAAGAGAAUUCAUUAUUAAGUCAAGAAAAGGAAGAGCUACAGAAGUCACUUUUAAAAUUGAACAAUGAAUGUGAAGUGAUUAAAAAUACAGCAACUAAAGAACUACAUGAAUUAAGACUUAAUUUGGAAGCAAAAGAACAAGAGUUCAAUCAGAGUAAUAAAGAAAAGGAAAUACUGAUAGCUGAAAUAGAAGAGUUGGACAAACAGAACCAAGAAGCCACAAAGCAUAUGAUUUUGAUAAAAGAUCAGCUAUCAAAACAACAAAAUGAGGGUGAUAGCAUCAUCGAUGAAUUGAAAAGAGAUCUAAAUGAUGAAAGAGAGAGAGUUCAUCAACUUGAAGAUGAUAAAAUGAGUAUCACUGAAGAGUUAAACAUGCAAAAAGAAAAGCUAAUGCAACAUGAACUGGUCCUAAAUGAUUUGCAUCUAACCAAGCAAGAACUUGAGGGUAAAGUUGAAGAGUUAGUAGAUCAACUAAAUCAAUCACAAAAUAGUAACUUAAAUAUCCAGAAGGAAAACUUUGAACUUAAAGAACAUAUUAAACAAAAUGAAGAAGAACUUACUAGAGUCAGGAGUAAGUUAACUCACUCUCCUAAUCAAGACUCUAGCAGUAAUGUUAAUGAUUUGCUUAAAGAAAGGGAAGCUGAAGUCAGAAAUUUAAAGCAAAAUCUUUCAGAAAUAGAACAACUUAACGAACAUUUUAAAAAGAUUGCUUGUGAUCUCAAGAUGGAAAAUGAAAAGCUGGUUUUAGCAUGUGAAGAUGUAAGACAUCAGUUGGAGGAAUCUACCACUCACAACAAUCAGCUUUCUCUGGAACAAAACACUGUUGUGGAGGCUCUGAAAAUAGAAAAUGGACAGUUAGAAACAGAAUUGUGUCAGGCCAAAAUGAGGUUGGCUGAAGAAGUACACAGGUAUGAGCAAGCCAUUGAAGAACUGUCAGAUGCAGGUCAUCUGAGAACUUCUGCUGUACAGCUGGAACAUGAGCAUUUAAUUAAACUCAGUCAAGAGAAAGAAUUUGAAGUAGCAGAACUCAAAAAAAAUAUUGAGCAGAUGGAUACUGCUCAUAAAGAGACUAAAAAUAUUUUGUCAUCUAGUUUGGAAGAGCAGAAGCAGUUGACACACCUUAUAAAUGAAAAAGAAAUUUUUAUUGAAAAACUUCAGGAAGAAAGUUCAGGGUUGCAAGACAAGUAUACUGAGGCCUUAAGGAAAAAUGAUAUUUUAAGGCAAACCAUAGAGGAAAAAGACAAAAGUCUUGGAUCCAUGAAAGAAGAAAAUAAUCAUUUGAAAGAAGAACUGGAAAGAUUCAGGGAGCAGCAAAGUCGAACUGCACUGGUUGCUGAGCCUAAAACCAUGGAUAGCAUUACAGAGCUAGAAGCGGAAGUGUCACAGCUGAAUAUAAUAAAGGAUAAUCUUGAAGAAGAAAUAAAGCACCAUCAAAAAAUAAUUGAUGACCAAAACCAGAGUAAGAUGCAACUACUUCAGUCUUUACAAGAGCAGAAAAAGGAAAUGGAUGAAUUUAAAUACCAGCAUGAACAAAUGAAUGUCACACAUACCCAGCUUUUUUUAGAGAAAGAUGAGGAAAUCAAAAAUUUGCAGAAAACAAUUGAACAAAUCAAAACUCAGUUGCAUGAUGAAAGACAGGACAUUCACACAGAAAAUUCUGUUAUUUUUCAAGAAACGAAAGUGCAGAGCCUUAAUAUAGAAAAUGGAAGUGAAAAACAUGAUUUAUCUAAAGCUGAGACGGAACGAUUAGUAAAAGGACUAAAAGAAAGAGAAUUAGAGAUUAAACUUCUAAAUGAAAAGAAUAAAUCUUUAACUAAACAGAUUGAUCAGCUAUCCAAAGAUGAGGUGGGUAAAUUAACUCAGAUUAUACAGCAGAAAGAUGUGGAGAUUCAAGCUCUUCACGCAAGAAUUUCUUCAACUCCCUAUACCCAGGAUGUUGCUUACCUUCAGCAGCAGCUGCAGACAUGUGCUAUGGAGAGAGAGCAAAUCGUAGCCGUUUUGAAUGAGAAAACAAGGGAAAACAGCAAGCUAAAGUCAGAAUACCACAAAAUGGUGGACAUAGUUGCUGCCAAAGAAGCAGCCCUCAUUAAGCUGCAAGAUGAAAAUAAAAAAUUGUCAACUAGGUUUGAAAGUAGUGGUCAAGACAUGUUUAGAGAAACUGUCCAGAAUUUGUCACGUAUCAUUCGUGAAAAAGACAUUGAAAUUGAUGCAUUAACUCAAAAAUGUCAGACCUUAUUGACAGUGUUGCAAACAUCCACCGCUGGUAACGAGGCCGGAGGGGUUAACAGUAAUCAAUUUGAGGAACUUCUUCAGGAACGUGACAAAUUAAAACAGCAAGUAAAGAAAAUGGAAGAGUGGAAGCAGCAGGUGAUGACCACUGUCCAAAAUAUGCAGCACGAGUCAGCCCAGCUUCAGGAGGAGCUCCAUCUGCUUCAGGCCCAAGUUCUAGUCGACAGUGAUAACAACUCUAAGUUACAGGUGGACUAUACUGGCCUGAUUCAAAGCUAUGAGCAGAAUGAAACCAAGCUGAAAAAUUUUGGGCAGGAGUUAGCACAAGUCCAGCACAGCAUAGGCCAGCUUUGUAACACCAAAGAUCUUCUCUUAGGAAAACUUGACAUCAUUUCACCUCAGCUCUCAUCUGGGCCAUCACUUGCUGUUCAGCCAGCAGAGUCUCUUCAAACAAUUAAAUGUGAUUCAUCACCGAGUAACUCUUCUAAAUUGUUUCAACAAGAGAUAGAAGAGCUAAGAAAGUCCCUGCAAGAAAAAGAGGCAACAAUUAGAACUCUCCAGGAAAAUAACCACAGAUUGUCUGAUUCAAUCGCUGCUACAACAGAGCUUGAAAGAAAAGAGCAUGAACAAACGGACUCAGAAAUUAAGCAGCUGAAGGAGAAGCAAGAUGUUUUGCAGAAGUCACUUAAAGAAAAAGACCUAUUGAUCAAAGCCAGAAGUGAUCAGUUACUUUCUUUAAAUGAAAAUUUCACUAACAAAGUUAAUGAAAAUGAACUCUUAAGGCAAGCAGUAACAAACCUAAAGGAGAGAAUAUUAAUUUUAGAAAUGGACAUUUGUAAACUAAAAGGAGAAAAUGAAAAAAUUAUAGAAACAUUCAAAGGGAAGGAAACAGAGUAUCAGGCAUUACAAGAGACUAAUACAAAGUUUUCUAUGAUGCUUCGGGAAAAAGAAUUUGAGUGUCAUUCAAUGAAGGAGAAGGCUCUUGCAUUUGAGCAACUUCUGAAAGAAAAAGAACAGGGCAAGACUGGGGAGUUAAAUCAGCUUUUAAAUGCUGUUAAGUCAAUGCAGGAGAAGACAGUUGUGUUUCAGCAGGAGAGAGAUCAAGUCAUGUUGGCUUUGAAGCAGAAGCAAAUGGAAAACAGUGCCAUCCAGAAUGAGGUUCAACAUUUACGUGACAAAGAAGUACGGUUAAACCAGGAGCUAGAGAGAUUGCGUAACCAUCUUUUAGAAACAGAAGAUUCUUAUACCCGGGAAGCUUUGGCUGCAGAAGAUAGAGAGGCUAAGCUAACAAAGAAGGUCGCAAUACUGGAAGAAAAACUAGCUUCAUCCUCCAGUGCAAUGGAAAAUGCAAGCCAUCAAGCCAACUUGCAGGUAGAAUCAUUGCAGGAACAACUGGAUGUAAUCUCCAAGCAAAGGGACGACACUGCACUGCAGCUCUCUGUCUCUCAGGAACAGGUAAAGCAGUACGCAUUGUCACUCUCCAACCUGCAGAUGGUGCUGGAGCACUUCCAGCAAGAGGAAAAAGCUAUGUAUUCUGCUGAAAUUGAAAAGCACAAACAACUUACAACUGAAUGGAAGAAAAAGGCAGAAAAUCUAGAAGGAAAAUUGGUAUCAUUACAGGAACGCCUGGAUGAAGCAAAUGUUGCCUUGGAUUCAGCAUCAAGACUUACAGAACAGUUAGAUCUAAAGGAAGAACAAAUUGAAGAACUCAAAAAGCAAAAUGCACUUCGACAAGAAAUGCUGGAUGAUGUACAAAAGAAAUUGAUGAAUUUAGUAAACAGUACAGAAGGAAAAGUAGACAAGGUUUUAAUGAGAAACCUCUUCAUCGGACAUUUCCAUACACCAAAAAAUCAGCGUCAUGAAGUUUUACGACUAAUGGGAAGCAUCCUGGGUAUCAAAAGGGAGGAAAUGGAGCAGCUGUUUAAUGAAGACCAGGGCAUUGUUACCAGGUGGAUGACCGGGUGGCUUGGAGGAGGAUCCAAAAGUGUCCCCAACACACCUCUGAGACCAAGCCAGCAGUCUAUGCUGAAUAGUUCCUUUUCAGAACUUUUUGUUAAAUUUCUGGAAACAGAAUCUCAUCCAUCUAUUCCACCACCAAAGCUCUCUGUUCAUGAUCUGAAACCUCUAGAUUCACCGGGAAGGAGAAAACUAGAUACAAGUAUACCAGAGAGUUUUAAAGAUACAACAGAAUCCAGGACUGGUAGAAGGACAGAUGUGAGCCCAUUCCUGGCUCCCCGUUCUGCAGCUGUGCCUCUUAUUCACCCCGCUGGACAUGGACCUGGUGGGCCUGGUCAUCUUCUUUUGAAACCCAUCUCAGAUGUGUUGCCCACGUUUACACCCUUGCCAGUGUCACCUGACAACAGUGCUGGUGUGGUGUUGAAAGACCUUUUAAAGCAAUAGGUGAUUCUGAAGCCAGAGAUGACAUACAGAGCACUUUAUGGAAACCCACAAACACUAUGUGUAUAAACUUUAUCACAAAGUGGCCUUUUGGGAAGAGUCAUGUUUGUCGCAUUGUAUAUUCUCUAAUAUAAAGUAUUCUUAGGACUUGUAAAAAUUGCAGGUAUCAUGGGAGGAAGCAGUUGCUAUAGUACCUGCUUCCAUCCCCCUCCCCCUUGGAUUUGAUCUAAUUUAAGCUAGAGAAGCAUUUGGUCAUCUAUCUUAAUUUACAAAAUAAGUAAAAUAAAAGCAAAAUACAGUAACAAUAUAUUAGCUCUUUAGUUCCUUCUCUGAUUUUCAAGCUCACUUAAGCUAGAAACAUGGUUUGGUUUAAAGAGAAUAGAGAUUUACAGAAAAGAAAAUAAUUGUAGUGGCUUCUGUGCAUACUGAAGAAAAUUGACUUGAAGCAGGAAUUGGUCACCUGUGGAGGCCUCGGUGGAGGUUGCAGGAGCGGGAGACCCGGCGUGGGCUGGUGUGUGUCUGUUUCUGUGCACUGUGAUCACAUGAGCAGGCUCGUGCGUCCACCAUAGUCCAGAUGCCAAGCGGCGUCCUCACACGGCGUCCCCCGUGACACCCUUCUGUAAUCACGGCAGCUCUCCGGCCACCUGCAGGAGCCACCUGCCCCUUCACAGCUGCCGAUCAGUAACUCCCCUCCAUCUUUAUGAUGUUGACAUUUCAGGAGUGCUGUGUGUGGACGCAUGCAGCAUACAGCACAUUCUGUGUUGAGACGGCCUCGGUUCCACUCACCACACUUCCCCACGUUGCAGCACGUCUGGGUAAUUUGUCGCAGUUUUGUUGAAUUUGUAGUGCAGGUGUGCUUUUGUUUUAAGAGCUGAGGUGUAUUUUCUAAAGAUAUUUUUAAACAAAGUUUCCUUACAUUUGCACAAGUUUUAUGUACAGGAAAGUGUUAAAUCAACCAUACAGCUGCGUUUUUAUGACUAAGUAGCAAUACCACUAAGCACGACUCCGCCUGCCUCUGUCUGAGCUGUGAGAGUUCCAUUAACCCAGGAGCAUCAUUCUCGUCGUGGUCACUGGAGCCGUGAAGUCACUUCAGCAGCACCAGCACCAGGCAUUUGAUACUAAGGACAGCACUUUAGUUUUUUAUCAACCUGUCAUAAAAAAUUAACUUGUAAUUUAAUUAUAUUGGGAUGCUCAUGAUUGAUUCGUUGUUGAAGAUACACAUUUAAAGACAGUUCUUAAAAUUUUGUGAAUUUCAGUAUGCCUUUAUUAAAAUAGAAACAUCUUUAUAACAGAGAAAGGUGAAAAUGACACUAAUCCAAAUGUGUAAAUAGGCCUGGCUCUGCCAAGGGUAAAUUUGGUUCUCUGUGAAUUUUGCUGUGAGUGACUGUGGAUUUUCUACUGUAUUUAGAAAAUUGGAUGUCUUGAUGUGUUGGUGGAUAAAACUUGUUUUUCUGAAGAAUUUUGGAACUGAGACAUUGCUGCCUCAAAACAUCACCUCCCCUUGGUUAAUUUAUUUAUGUUGCCACUCUGUAUUUAAUACCUUUUAGAGGAAGUUGUACAAGUUCUAUAUUAGAACUGCCAACCUGCCUCUUGUCUACAUUUUGUCCUUAUUAUUUCUCUAUGAAAUCAUUACUUAGAGAUUUUUAUAUGAUCCUUUCAAAGAUACUUUCAUUGAUCAGCCUAAAUUAUUUGCUGCUUGCCGUUGAAGUUACAUUUCGGUGUGGGAGCAUCUGAAAAAGAAGUUCCUAAGCUUAAAAAUAAGAGACGCAUGAUCCUUCAUUUUGAAGAAGCAAAACAUGCCAAAAAAUUUUUCUCUUACAAUUUUGCGAAAGGAAAUGCAUGGUGGGCAUGUAACUUUCAUAUCAUCAUAUUUUAAUUACUUUUUAUGACAUCUUGAGUUUUUCUUUUCCUGCUCAGAACAGUCUGUCCCUCCUCCUCCUCCUGUAGAUUAAUGGAAGUGUGAAAGCUGUUAUGGGUGUAUUGUGAAUCCAAACAGCAUGUGACCUUCCGGGCUGCUGUUUAAAUGAGUACGUGCCCUGGCCCCAAGCCUCACGUCUCAGUUUUACCGCCAUCGAGAUAGAGCCGACUAGUUUGCAUACUAGUGUUGGUUGAUCUAAAAAACAAACAUCUGCGUUUUUGAGACUUAAGUUGUAUCAGGUGAACCAUCUGCUCAAGGGAUUUUCUUGGUGACGGUUCCCAGCGGAAGCAUAUCUGACACAGUAACGUUAGCAGGGGGACAUCACCAACAGAAUUUACUGCAGUAUUUACUACGGUCAUUCUGCUGUUUACUGCUCAAUAAACUUACUAGAAUCUGGCUGAAUUCUGCCUUAGUGCCACAGCCUUUCACGACAUUCCUAAUGGUUCUCAGCCACUCUAUGUGAUAGAAAAUCCAGCCAUUGAAUUUGAUGUUGGUGUAGUAUCUUAUCAUGUGGUUGUGUUUUUGUCCCUGUCAUUGGUUUAAAAGGGGGGGGGGGAGAUAAAAGCAAAAUUUAAGCAACAAUAUACGUGGGGAAAGCAUGACUUUAAUAAACCAAAUAACUAAAAUAGUAAACAUUCCCCCAAAUAAUAACUUCAGUUUAUUUUUCAACCUUUUAAUGGUUAAUUGAAGGGAGGGGAAGACUCAGUGCUUAUCCAGUCAGUAGGUAGGAAAUCAGGUUUGUCUUCAGAAUGGAAGUGGUGAAAAUUACUGAGAAAGUGAUUAUUGCCCAUCAAGCUCAGAGCAUUGACUUUUAAAGCUAAUAUUUUUCAUAUCAAAGUAUUUAAAAUAACAACAAAAAUUCAUCUUGUACAUUCAUUUUGUAAAUAUUAAUAAUUUUGUAAAUAUUAAGUGAUAUUCCUAUGGAAAAAAUAAUGCACUUUUAAUUCUAAGUUCUGACAUUGGUGAUUAUUUGCCAGUUUUUACUUUUCAACUUACUGAGGAUUCUUUACUUAAAAUUGACAAAUUGAAUCUAUGUGUGGGAAAUUUACAAACCAAACUUAAUAAUGGGCUGUCUUUUAUAGAGCUGAAGUCAACGCAUUUCUGUAUUUCUCAGGAGCGCCGCAAGGAAUAGGAAAAAAAAAACCUUCCAAAUAAAAAUGAUAUAUGUAAGUUGGCAGUGUUUCAU